CAAGCAGGUAUCAAGAUUCUGCAAGUGUAUAAAUAACAGUUUUCUAUAGUUCUAUCAUGGAUAACCAAUUCAAGAUGCUCCCAUUGUGCUUCACCUUCCUUGUCUUCAUUUUCUUGGUGUUGAAGCUAUGGAUGAGAUCCAAAAUAAAGGACUCGACCAAGAAUCUACCCCCUGCACCAUGGAAGCUACCUCUAAUAGGCCACUUGCACCUUUUAAUGUUCUCUCUCCCCCAUCACCGCUUGACCGAAUUAGCCAAAAGGCAUGGUUCCCUGAUGCACCUACAGCUUGGUGAAUUAUCACACAUUGUUGUUUCUUCUCCAGAGGCUGCUAAAGAAGUGAUGAAAACACAUGAUAUCAGUUUUGCUACCAGGCCUUAUCUUCUUGGUGCAGAAAUCAUAGCAUAUAAUUUUUCUGAUAUUGGUUUUGCACCAUAUGGAGACUAUUGGAGGCAGCUUCGAAAAGUUUGCACAUUGGAGCUGCUAAGUAUGAAACGUGUACAAUCAUUCCGAUCAAUCAGAGAAGAGCAGGUAUCAUGUUUAAUUCGAUCCAUCUAUUCUAACACAGGAUUAGAAAUCAACCUUGGAGAAAUGUUAUGCAACUCAUCAUAUAACAUCACUCUAAGGACUGCUUUCGCCGCAAGAUGCAAGCAACAUGCUGCAUUCAUUUCAAUUGCGAGGAAACUGGUGGAAGCUGCGAGUGGUUUUAGUACUACUGAUCUGUUUCCUUCCGUCAAAUUGCUUCCCAUGAUCAGUGGGAUGAGAGCCAAACUUGAGAGGUGGCACCAUGAUUUGGACGCGAUGCUUGAAACCAUCAUUGAAGAACAUAGAGCUGGCAAUGCAAAUCCGAAGGACAGUGAUGACGUAACAGAUGAUCUCGUUGAUGUUCUUCUGAAUCUCCAGGAUCACGGGGGCCUUGAAUUUCCCUUAAGAACUGACAAUAUCAAAGCUGUCAUCCUGGACAUGCUCAUUGCUGGAACUGAGACAUCUUCAACUGCAGUAGAAUGGGCAAUGUCGGAAUUGAUAAAAAAUCCUAGAAUCCUUGAAAAAGCACAAGCCGAGGUGAGGCAAGUCUAUGAUAGAACAGGGGAUGUCAACGAAUCAGACCUUCAUGAAUUGAAGUACUUGAAGUUAGUUAUGAAGGAAACUCUAAGGUUACACCCUCCGCUGCCUUUGCUACUUCCAAGAGAAAGUAGGAAGAGAUGUGAAAUUAAUAGAUAUGAGAUACCAGCCAAGACCAAAGUGAUUGUUAAUGCAUGGGCCAUUGGAAGAGAUUCCAACUAUUGGAAUGAAGCUGAGAGGUUCUAUCCAGAGAGAUUCAUCGAUAGUUCAGUUGAGUAUAAGGGGACCAACUUCGAGUUUAUUCCAUUUGGUGCUGGAAGGAGGAUAUGUCCUGGCAUAUCCUAUGGUAUGGCUGUGGUUGAGCUUUCCCUUGCACAAUUACUUUAUCAUUUUGAUUGGAAGCUCCCUAAUGGUUUGAAGAAUGAGGAUCUGGAUAUGACUGAGACCUUUGGUGCUACUUCUAGAAGAAAAAGAGAUUUGCGCCUUAUUCCUAUUCCUUACCACCCACCAUCAUCAAUUCAAUAGUUAGAAUAAUAUCUUAUUGUUAUAAAAUAAAGAUAGAUGGAGAGAAUAAAAAACAAAAAAAAUAUGAAAGCAGUAUAGAAUGUACUUUAUUAAUCAAAGGGAUGAUUAUAAUGCUUCA
Messenger RNA from Gossypium arboreum, 1701 nucleotides. Its product is annotated as premnaspirodiene oxygenase-like. The transcript is spliced from 2 exons. Lineage: Eukaryota; Viridiplantae; Streptophyta; Magnoliopsida; Malvales; Malvaceae. The record is from RefSeq and is a predicted model, not a curated record. Gene Ontology annotation, molecular function: iron ion binding; oxidoreductase activity, acting on paired donors, with incorporation or reduction of molecular oxygen; heme binding. The coding region runs from base 57 to 1583 and encodes 508 amino acids.